Messenger RNA from Impatiens glandulifera, 2173 nucleotides. RefSeq names its product ankyrin repeat and zinc finger domain-containing protein 1-like. Bases 71 to 2044 code for a protein of 657 amino acids. NCBI's taxonomy places the organism in Eukaryota, Viridiplantae, Streptophyta, Magnoliopsida, Ericales, Balsaminaceae. The transcript has 7 exons. The record is from RefSeq and is a predicted model, not a curated record. Gene Ontology annotation, molecular function: protein binding.
AUCUCCUUUACUAGUAACACAAAAAUACGAUAUAAAGAUUAGUGCUUCAGAAGUCGACUUUGACAAGAGAAUGAACGACUCCGCCACCAUCAACGCCGCCGCUGGCGGCGAUAAAACCAACGAUCAAGACCUAGGGCCCAAGCAAAAACGUCAAGCCGGACCUGAAGAGAGACGAAACCGUUCUGUAUUCGACGUUCCUCAGGACUUCUUCGACUUAUGCCGCCUCGUUCGCUCCCCAACAUCGGUUCCUGAUCCAUCCGCCGCCAUUGAUUUAUCCGAAAUUGAUACUCUAGACGAUGAAAUUCUCGACAGCGAACAAAAAAUCGAUACUAACAAGUCUUUGACUAACAGGUGGUCUUGCAAUACUUGCAAAGCAGAGUUCGAUUCUCUUCAAGAACAAAGAUCUCAUUUCAAGUCCGAUUUACAUCGGUUCAAUGUAAAGUUAAGCCUAUCCGGAAAGGAUACUUUGAAGGAAGAAGAAUUCGACGAUUUAAUAUCUGAUUCUUUACUUGAUGACUAUGAUGUAUCGAGUAUAUCAGGUUCUGAAGAUGAACAUGACAAAGAAAGUUCUGUUCGAACAACAAACCGAGGUGGAGGAUUUUACAAUGAAUACAAAAGGAAACUAUUUAUUCAUGUUAAGACAGGUGAACAAGUUUCAAUUUGGAAAGGUUUGGUUAUGGAUGAGGAUGCUGAUUUCUCACUUGCGAAUGAGAAAUCAGUUGCUAUGGACAAGUUUGGAUCUGAUAGUUGCUUGAGUGAGAAAGAGUUGAUUGAAAGAUUGAAGUUUCUUGUUCGUGAGCCCAAAGAUAUUAAGUGUUUGAGGAUUGUUUUGCUUGUAAGUGGUGGACAUUUUGCUGGAUGUGUUUUUGAUCGCAACUUGGUUGUGACACACAAAACAUUCCAUAGAUAUGUUAUAAGAGGCAAAGCUGGGAAAAAACAGUCUACAAAAGAUGCAGGUGGCAGAGCUGCACAUUCAGCUGGAGCCUCACUUCGUCGAUAUAACGAACUUGCUUUAAAGAAGGAAAUCCAAGAACUUCUUACCUCUUGGAAUCCCUACUUUCUAGCUGCCCGUUGCAUCUUCAUCUCCGCUCCUUCAAGCAACCGUCAAUUACUUUUCAACGCCGAUCAACCUUAUUUCACCUGUGAUAAACGCAUCAUACGUAACAUUCCACUAACUGUCAAGCGUCCUACCUUCAAAGAAGCAAAGAGAGUCUAUACCCUCCUUACACAAAUCAACCAGGAAAUAAUAGUCGAGGAAACUGUCGCCAUAAUAAAAAAACCCGAUCCAUCUUCCCGAGUGAAUAACAAGAACGAUUCCCAUUCCAAAUCUGGCAAAGAGAAAGUUGGAGACGACUUGAUAAAGUCAAGUAAUAUUAGCGAAGAUGACGAGUCAGCAGCUGUUAGUAAUUUUACGACAGAAUUACACGAGGCAGCAAAGUGUGGAAAUGGUGAAAAAGUGUUGGAACUUCUCGAACAGGGGUCUGAUCCGUGUGUUAAAGACGGAAGAGGAUGGACUCCUUAUACGGUCGCAUCUGAGAAGGAAGUUAGAAAUAUCUUCAGACGGUUUAUGGCAUCAAACCUCGAGAAAUGGGAUUGGCAUGCUGCUAAGGUGCCUAGUGCAUUGACGAAGGAAAUGGAAGAUUCUCAAGCUUCUAAGCAGGCAGAGAAAGAUGCAAAGAAGAAAGCAAGAGCAAAAGAAUUGAAGAAGUUAAGGAAGGCAAAAGAGAGUAAAGCUCAGGCGGAGGCUAUUCAAUCUAAAAAGAACAAUGAAAAUAAAGAACCGAUACCUCGGUUAUCGAAAGAGGAGGAACUCGAGAGGAAGCGAGUGGCGGAUAGGGAGAAAAGAGCCGAAGCAGCUGAAAGAAGAAUGGCCGCUUUAAAUAGCGAUGGACAGCAAAAAGGGGUGGUGCUCGAUAAUGACAUGAAAUGCUCGUGUUGCGAUUCAUCUCUUGUGGGUAAAGUUCCGUUUCAUAGGUAUAAUUACAAGUAUUGUACCACCUCGUGUAUGCAUGCGCAUAAAGAGAUUCUCGAGGAUGAACCAUAAACCCGACCAACCAAUUUUACUCUUUUCUUUUCCGGCUUGUUGACUACCUUGCAAACCUAGUUGGAGUUGUGGCUUAUUAUUAUUGUUAAGAAAUUGUGAAUUUGUUACAAGGAUGAUUGAUUUUAUUUA